Messenger RNA from Tachysurus fulvidraco (yellow catfish), 3612 nucleotides. RefSeq names its product 1-acylglycerol-3-phosphate O-acyltransferase 3 (gene agpat3). Gene Ontology annotation, molecular function: 1-acylglycerol-3-phosphate O-acyltransferase activity. Gene Ontology annotation, cellular component: endoplasmic reticulum; endomembrane system. The transcript is spliced from 10 exons. Bases 330 to 1463 code for a protein of 377 amino acids. The record is from RefSeq and is a predicted model, not a curated record. NCBI's taxonomy places the organism in Eukaryota, Metazoa, Chordata, Actinopteri, Siluriformes, Bagridae.
GAGCGUGAACGGCGCUAUAGCCUGGGGCACCACAUUGCAAACUUUCAUUAACGUCCUAGUGGAUUUUCUGGUGCCGACAGAGACGUCGUACGAGCAGGACGUCACUUUCAAGCAGUUUUGUGUUCGUUUGAAGAAGAAAAGCUCAGAGUUGCUCUUGCUCUGUCUGCUCGAGACCGAAAGUCUGUCAUAAGUCUGGAUUCACUGAUUCAUGCUGCCACGGCUUUAAGGUCUGUCGUGUUGAGUGACGGACCGUGUAAAAGAGGACUGUAAGGACAAAGAACCCCUUGUGGUGUGCUUGUAUGUGUGUGUGAGGCGAGGGUUUGUCCGUCAUGGGUGUGUUGGCCUGGCUGAAGAGCCAGUUCAUCCUGCAGCUCCUCAUCGGCUUCGUAUUCGUGGUCAGCGGCCUCAUCCUCAACUUCAUUCAGCUGUGUACCUGCGUGCUUUGGCCAAUCAACAGGCAGCUCUACCGCAGGAUCAACACCCGUUUGGCCUAUUCGUUAUGGAGCCAGUUGGUGAUGCUUUUAGAGUGGUGGUCAGGAACAGAAUGCACGCUCUAUAUGGACGAGGUUUCCAUCCAAAACUUUGGAAAAGAGCAUGUCAUCGUCAUCCUCAACCACAACUACGAAAUCGAUUUUCUGUGCGGCUGGGCCAUGUGCGAGAGAUACGGCGUGCUGGGGAGCUCCAAGGUGCUGGCGAAACAUGAGCUGCUGAAGGUUCCUCUGAUUGGCUGGACCUGGUACUUCCUGGAGAUUGUGUUCUGUAAGAGAAAGUGGGAGGAGGACAGGAAGACGGUGCUUAAGGGGCUCAGCCAGCUCAGGGAUUAUCCUGAGCCCAUGUGGUUCCUGCUGUACUGUGAGGGAACACGGUUUACAGAGCAAAAGCACCAGAUCAGCAUGCAGGUGGCUGAGAGUAAAGGUCUCCCCAGACUCAAAUACCACCUACUGCCACGCACCAAGGGCUUCACCACCACACUCCAAUGCCUAAAGGGAACAGUCAAAGCCGUGUACGACGUCACACUGAAUUUUAAAGAUAAGGAGAAUCCCACGCUGCUAGGCAUCAUCAAUGGCAAGAAAUACAGAGCCGACAUGAAAGUCAGGCGAUUUGAGGUCGAGGAGAUCCCCGAUGACGAGAAGGAGUGUGCUAACUGGCUUCACAAGCUCUAUCAGGAGAAGGAUGAACUGCAAGAGUACUACUUGAAGGAGGGGCGUUUCCCGGGACAAGCUAUCAAGCCCAAACGGCGGUUAUGGACCCUGCUUAACUUCCUGUUCUGGGCGACGCUGCUGCUGUCUCCACUCAUUAACUUCGCCUGGGACGUCUUUGUCAGUGGCUCACCUCUCCUCAUCAUCAGCUUCGUGAUCUUCCUCAUUAUUGCUUCCGUAGCUGUGCGGCGUCUCAUCGGCGUGACGGAGGUGAAUAAAACAGGCUCCAGCUAUGGUAAUGCUGAAUCCAAGAAAGAAAACUAGAACUUUCAGCUGGUCUGACUGCCUGCGGCCACUGCAUCACUCACUUUCAUUGCUAGGGCAUGGAAUCGCCCGCCUGUGCAGUCGUCCUCCUUUUUAACAAAGUAAAAAAAAAACAACAGUAAUACUGGGUGGAGGGGUUAAUAAUAAUAAUAAUAAUAAUAAAGAAAUGUCAACAUGGCAUUGUCAACAAGCAUGUAGGGGUGGGUUGGGGAAUGUAGAUGAUUCUAAGUUUAUAAACCUAGAGUAAUACUUAUUAAUUAAUUAUGAUGAUCAUUUAAAACGAACAAAGUGUGAAAGCAUUUGAGAUUAUCAUUUCCCUCGGCAGCCUGGACUCUGGCGGUUGACCGAGAGGGGAUGUGGCAGCUCCGUCCUCUCCUGCUUAGCUUAGUCUCUCACUAGUUCAGGACCAAUUUCCUUAAAGGUUUCUACAGAGCCAUGUAAUGUGGAAUGUUUCCGUUUCAACCCCAUAGUUUCUGGUCCAUAAGCAUAUAUUACCCCUGUGCACGGCUCUGCGGGUCUCCCACUGUCCAGCUGUUAUAAUCCCAGCUGUGAAAUCAUAUGAAAAGAUCAUAACCAGGUUUCAGUCAAAAGAUUAAAUGAUUUUAUUUUUAUUUUUUAUUUUUAGUGUUCUGUGGACAGCAAUGCACCAGUGACAACCAAAGUCUUUGCAUUGUAGUCCGAAGACUCUGAGAUGAGUCCUCGAUUGUGAUUAGAAUAACUGCAGGGUUCAAAUUUAAAACACAGGGUCAAGAAAGAGUUUUAGAAAUAAAGUGAAUCAGUUUGGUGCCUCGUUAUUUCUUGGAAUCACCACACUGUCGUUUGUCUGAGUCAGUGUCCAUUUCAUGUGAAAUCCACUUCUGCUUUAGGACUGCCUGCAGAAAUGUGACUUAAACAACAGAUUCAAGUCGCGUGUUAAAAUGUUAAGCUGUUCAACAUUUAGACAGUUGUUCUCUAGCUAAACUUGCAACAAUGUGAAGGUCCUUGGUUGUCAAAUGGACCAAGGGGUUCAGUUUCUAUAGUUUACUCACUGUGAGAAAUGGCUUUGUAGCACAUGCGAUUGAGACAUCACUGAGUUUGGAUUUUUUUUUUUUUUUUUUUUUUUUUUUUCUAGACAAAUAAAAAAAAAAAAAAACCCAGACAUCCUCUUAAGCUUUCUCCAAUACAUUUCUUUUUGGAAUUUAACAAUAGUAAUGAACCAUUUCGCUAAUUGUUGGGUGGAUGUUACUCAAUUACCUUCCUUCUAUAAGUCCUACUACAGGACACAUGGCUUCAUCGGUUGGUGAGUUGGUUCAGUUUGAGUUUUGCUAAAUGAGAUGACUUGAUUUACACUGGAUUCACCUUUCUUCUGCCAGUCAUCUUGCUCCAUCAUGGAGCUCAAAUUUUAUACCACCAAGGAUAAUCUAAUCUGGGCUAAUCGUGCAGCUUUUGUGUCUGUGUUCAUAUAGAAAAACAUUUACCACAAAACCUUGGGGAUUUUGGUCAUUCAGGGUUCUUUUUUAUGUAUAAUGUGUUGAUUUUAUGAUUUCUGGGAAUAGAUUUUUGCACUGCACUCUGUAUGCUCAUGUGCAACAAAUCUGUACAAUUGGCUUUCACUGUGCACAUCCUGCAUGAGGUAAAAGUUUACUAGUGAGAGGGACAAUAGGCUUUUUUUUUUUUUUUUAAACAAACUAGUUGUAACACUUUCUCCUGAAUAUUUUACCAGAUCCAUUUUAAGAAGCCAAUCAUUUGUUGCUGUAGUCAUGUUUAUCACUUGAUACUGGAACUAGCAAAAAGUGUGGCGAGACAUGGAUUAUUUAUCUAUUAAAGUUUCAAUUUUUUUAAGCACCGAUGUUUUAUUCAGUAGCCUCACAUCCUGGAUAUUUACUCAUGAAGACUGAUUAAAAUAUGCUGUUUUACCAAAAUGUGCUCUGUGAAUGAUGGCCUCAGUGUGAGGCAUGUGUGGAGGAGGGAAAACAUAAGAGGGAGUGUUUCCCAUAUGGGGAUUUCAAAUAUGUGUGUGAACGUCCUCCUUGAGAUGUUUUUGAGCUUUGCUAUGUUGAAGAUUGUGUAGAAAUAAUAAAUUAAUAUAGGAAUUUAAAAAGGUCUCAGCAUUUCCCCACUUUUUGUGUUAUGUACCAACUCAAUUAAAGAAUUCAGUAAGUGAUAGGAA